AAAUACUCGCAGAGCCGACUUCUGAUCAAAUAACCGAGCAGUGUUGUGCGAGAGUCACGUGUAUAGUGUUUAAGUAAUUUAUUGCAAUUUUAUAAUACAAAAUGAGGGAAAUCGUGCACCUCCAAGCCGGCCAGUGCGGAAACCAGAUCGGAGCUAAAUUCUGGGAGAUCAUCUCGGACGAGCACGGCAUCGACCCCACCGGCGCCUACCAUGGCGACUCCGACCUGCAGCUGGAACGCAUCAACGUGUACUACAACGAGGCUUCCGGCGGCAAGUACGUGCCCCGCGCCAUCCUCGUCGACCUGGAGCCCGGCACCAUGGACUCCGUCCGCUCGGGGCCUUUCGGGCAGAUCUUCCGCCCCGACAACUUCGUCUUCGGGCAGUCGGGCGCCGGCAACAACUGGGCCAAGGGACACUACACAGAGGGCGCUGAGCUCGUCGACUCAGUCCUCGACGUAGUACGCAAAGAAUCAGAAUCGUGCGAUUGCCUACAGGGCUUCCAGCUCACACACUCCCUUGGUGGCGGUACCGGCUCCGGCAUGGGAACUCUUCUAAUUUCCAAAAUUCGUGAAGAAUACCCCGACAGAAUAAUGAACACAUACUCAGUCGUCCCCUCGCCAAAAGUAUCAGACACAGUCGUGGAACCUUACAACGCGACUCUCUCAGUUCACCAGCUCGUAGAAAACACAGACGAAACCUAUUGUAUCGACAACGAGGCUCUAUAUGACAUCUGCUUCAGGACACUCAAACUCUCCACACCCACCUACGGAGAUCUUAACCACUUAGUCUCUCUUACAAUGUCAGGUGUCACAACUUGCCUUAGGUUCCCCGGUCAACUCAACGCAGAUCUUCGAAAAUUAGCAGUUAACAUGGUACCUUUCCCACGUCUCCACUUCUUCAUGCCCGGCUUCGCCCCUCUCACGUCCCGCGGCAGCAGGCAGUACCGCGCCCUCACCGUGCCCGAGCUCACCCAGCAGAUGUUCGACGCCAAGAACAUGAUGGCGGCGUGCGACCCGCGCCACGGCCGCUACCUCACCGUGGCCGCCAUCUUCCGCGGCCGCAUGUCCAUGAAGGAGGUGGACGAGCAGAUGCUCAACAUCCAGAACAAGAACUCGUCCUACUUCGUGGAAUGGAUCCCCAACAACGUGAAGACCGCCGUGUGCGACAUCCCGCCCCGCGGCCUCAAGAUGGCGGCCACCUUCAUCGGCAACUCCACCGCCAUCCAGGAGCUGUUCAAGCGCAUCUCGGAGCAGUUCACCGCCAUGUUCAGGCGCAAGGCUUUCUUGCAUUGGUACACCGGCGAGGGCAUGGACGAGAUGGAGUUCACCGAGGCCGAGAGCAACAUGAACGACCUGGUCUCCGAGUACCAGCAGUACCAGGAGGCGACCGCCGACGAGGACGCCGAGUUCGACGAGGAGCACGAACAGGAAGUCGAAGACCACUAGGCGUUAGGCGCUAACGCGACAAAGUACAUGCCAUUAUUGAUUGACUCGCGUUACUUUUAGUAACCUUAAUGAUUCCUAUACUGUUAUGAAGAUAUGCUUGCUAACUUUUAACAGAAUGCACGACUAAACAAAUUCCCGGUCAGGACGAAAAAUGUGAAAACAUUUAAAUUAAUACAUUCCGCGUGAUUCAGCAAGCCUCGUUGAGUGUAAGAUCUGAAAAGCAAAAGGCUGAUCAUAUACAUAUUGAGAAUUAUGUAUUCAAUUGUAAGUUUGGCCACACCAAACGUUAUGUCGGCUUCAAUAACAGAAGUUUUAUUACGAUUAAAAUUGUUUUGAACAAUAAAAUUUAAUGUAUAUAAUAAAGUUUUUUAUUUAUUA
Messenger RNA from Maniola jurtina (meadow brown), 1823 nucleotides. RefSeq names its product tubulin beta-1 chain-like (gene Tub1). The transcript has 2 exons. Gene Ontology annotation, cellular component: cytoplasm; microtubule. Gene Ontology annotation, molecular function: structural constituent of cytoskeleton; GTP binding; GTPase activity. NCBI's taxonomy places the organism in Eukaryota, Metazoa, Arthropoda, Insecta, Lepidoptera, Nymphalidae. Gene Ontology annotation, biological process: microtubule cytoskeleton organization; mitotic cell cycle. The coding region runs from base 102 to 1445 and encodes 447 amino acids. The record is from RefSeq and is a predicted model, not a curated record.